AAACUAUUAAUUGUUAAAAUAAUGAAACCCCAUAAAAAGAAGCCGCGACAACGUAAUCGUCCACGCAAUAAAGCCAAUCGUUUAAAAAAUUUGGAAAUUCCAGACGAAUCAAUAAAUGAAGAAAUUACAGAAACUACAAUUAAGGCCGAAGAGACCGACGAUGACGACAGUCUGCCCGAGUUAAUUGAUGAGACGAACGAUUCCCUAAAUAAUAGAGAUCAAAGUUCGAGCGGCUAUAAGGCUUUCGAAAAUUUGGAGAAUGUCUUAAAACAGAACAUACAAAAGUUGAGCAGAAAGGAGGAAAUUCUAAAAGACGAAUUAAAAGCGGUUUCGGACGAUCAGUUUCGUGACAGCGCUCUCCAAAAUACAGAAAUUUCAACUGAACCUAACAAUCAACAAAAUGUUUUCAUACAUAACUUACAACAACAAAUGGAAUCGAUGAUGGCGAAUGGCAGUGAAGAUCUACCUCAGACCAUAAUGGAAAAUCUUAAGAAAAUGUUAAAUCAAGCGCCGAUUAGUGAUGUUGAGACUUCCGACGAGGAGGAUGAAUUCAUCGAGUAUAUCUAUAAGCCGCGUAAAUACUUUUUGAUAUCGUUGUGCAAUUUGUGUAAAUGUGAUCUAUGCGGUCGGACUGGGAUGGUGCAGUGUUCCCGGUGUAAACUGAGUUAUUAUUGCUCCAAAGGGCAUAUGAGAAGUGAUAUUGAACACCGUCAGUUAUGUUUUGCUUUAAAACAAGUGGCCGAUAGCAGUGGCGAGCAUAUAUUUUAUAAAUGUUCAAAUUUCACAUCUGAACAAUUUCGAUCGUAUCGGAUUAUAACUAUACGUAAUGUAGAAGCGGUCAUAAAUCGUCCUCUAACUGCGACCGAACAAGAGUUAAUACUAUUUGGACGACUCUGUUGCAAUGUAAAAUGUAGAGAAUAUCGUUUUGAGAAAUUGAUAAAUUGCAACAAUUGCGGCAUGGUAUCGUACUGCAGAGAAAACCCGCAACAUUUGCCUAAUGAUCAUGAGAAAUGGUGCAAAGCAUUUCAGCUGUUUAAACAACUAAUAAUACAUCAAGAAAAAUUCGGCCGUUUGGAACCUCAGUUGCCAAAAAAAAUCUUAAAAGACUUACCCGUUAAUUGCUGCAAAACUAAAGAUAUCUACAAAAAGUUGAACAUAAAUUUAACGGAAAACAGUUGUGAAUAUGCUGCUCUAACACAACUUUCUACAGUACCGUUAACAUCGUGGUAUACCCUCAAAUUAUGCGAUCAAUUAAGGGAUAAUCAGGAACUGACUAUACAUUUAAUAGGAGCCGAAAUUGAUUUUGAGGUCGAUAUCUUACAUAAAUGGGAAUUAUUCUUUUUACACAUCACGCCAACUCUAAGGCGACUAAAUGUGGUUUUUGUCGGUCCCGAGCUAAAUGCAUGCAAUAUAUCGUUUGAUCAGCUAAAGAAAACCAAGUGCUGCCGUUUUUGUCGUAAAAACAAACGUACCGUGAGUUAUUAUUUUGCAGCGAAUAUUUAUCAUGAAUACUGUCGAACGGUUGACUUUUUAAAGCCACAUUUAAUUUGCUUUUUUAAUGCCGGCCUUUAUCGUUCAACCGGCUACAAAAUGGAAGACACGUGGCCUGAAACUAUUCUAACAGCUUCUCAAUUAAAAGUGCCUGUUGUGGUAACUGCAUAUACUGAAUAUGAAAUGCCUUUGGAUUUAUCGCGAUUCUUGCAAGAAAGUAAUCGUCAUUUGAAUGUCAUUUUGCCGCCGCAUUUAAAUCCCUUCGCGUCUGUUAAGCCGGAACGCAACUUCAUAUCCGAUGAUGAGGUGCCCCUAAUGUUUAAAAAUUACUAUUGCUUUGUCGUCGAAUAA
Molecule: messenger RNA, 1842 nt
Organism: Glossina fuscipes
Lineage: Eukaryota; Metazoa; Arthropoda; Insecta; Diptera; Glossinidae
Exons: 8
Coding region: 22-1842 (606 amino acids)
Cellular component (GO): extrinsic component of mitochondrial inner membrane
Source: RefSeq, a predicted model, not a curated record